This is a messenger RNA of Cajanus cajan (pigeon pea), 1818 nucleotides long. RefSeq lists its product as uncharacterized. The record is from RefSeq and is a predicted model, not a curated record. Lineage: Eukaryota; Viridiplantae; Streptophyta; Magnoliopsida; Fabales; Fabaceae.
AACACGCCAUGUCACUGUUCCUCUGGAGCUCUAUAUAUCUUGGGUUUGUCUGUGUCUCCAUAUCAUAUCACCUUCUCACAGAUCUCUAACAACUUUGCUUCAACUAUGGAAUUUCGUUGGCUUCCUUUGCUUUUUUCUCUCAACCUGAUACUGAUGGCAGCUCAAGCUGCCAUACCUCCACAAGUUUACUGGGAAAGGAAGCUUCCAAAUACCCCUAUGCCCAAAACAAUCAUAGACCUUCUAAACCUUGAAAAAAUUCAAUCACAAGAUGAAAUCCCUUUGUAUGGAGUUAAAAAGAUUCGAUCUCAAGAUGAAUUCCCUUUAUAUGGUGCUAAAAAGAUUCGAUCGCAAGAUGAAUUCCCUUUUUAUGGUGCUGAAAAGAUUCAAUCACAAGAUCAAUUCUUUUUCUAUGGUGCUAAAAGGAUUCGAUCACAAGAUGAAUUACCUUUCUAUGGUGCUAAAAAGAUUCAAUCACAAGAUGAAUUUCCAUUGUAUGGUGCUAAAAAGAUUCGAUCACAAGAUGAAUUCCCUUUGUAUGGUGCUGAAAAGAUUCAAUCACAAGAUGAAUUCCCUUUGUAUGGAGUUGAAAAGAUUCGAUCACAAGAUGAAUUCCCUUUGUAUAGUGCUGAAAAGAUUCAAUCACAAGAUCAAUUCCCUUUGUAUGGUGCUGAAAAGAUUCGAUCACAAGAUGAAUUCCCUUUGUAUAGUGCUGAAAAGAUUCGAUCACAAGAUGAAUUCUCUUUGUAUGGUGCUGAAAAGAUUCGAUCACAAGAUGAAUUUCCUUUGUAUGGUGCUAAAAAGAUUCGAUCACAAGAUGAAUUCCCUUUGUAUAGUGCUGAAAAGAUUCGUUCACAAGAUGAAUUCCCGUUGUAUGGUGCUGAAAAGAUUCAAUCACAAGAUGAAUUCCCUUUAUAUGCUCUUCUUCCAAAGGUAAACCUUGUUGCUAAUCAUCAUCACCAUGACAACCUAAAACCUGAUCUAGUUUUCUUUGAGGAAGGAUUGAAGCCUGGCAUGAAAUUAGAUGGACACUUCUAUAAAAGAACUUAUACAACUCCAUUGUUGGCUCGCCAAAUUGCAGAACGUAUACCAUUCUCUCCAGAAAAGACAAAAGAAAUAUCGAAGAUUCUUUUUGUGAAGCCAAAGCCUAAGAAUGUUGAGAUUGUGAAGAAAGCAACUAGUCGGUGUCAAGCACCUGCAAUGAUUGGAGAAGAAAAACAUUGUGCAACUUCAUUAGAAUCCAUGGUGGAUUUCGUCACUUCUAAGCUUGGGAAGAACAUCCAUGUUGUUUCUACAGAGGUGGAAAAGGAAACAAUGUCCACAAAAUUCUUAGUGAAAAAUGGAGUGAAGAAGUUAGCAGAAGAUAAGAUCAUUGUUUGUCAUCCUAUGAAUUACCCUUAUGUUGUCUUUUUUUGUCACGAGGUACUAAAUACUACUGCACAUUUUAUGCCUUUGGAAGGAGAAGAUGGUACUAGAGUUAAAGCUGUAGCUGUGUGCCACAAAGACACAUCAGAAUGGAAUCCAAAGCAUAUUUUUUUCCAGAUGCUUAAAAUCAAGCCUGGAACUACUCCAGUGUGUCACAUGUUCCCUGAGGGCCACCUUCUUUGGUUUGCCAAAUAGAUUACUUAAAUCAAUCAUGCUAGUAUCCUUAAAUAAGUAGGCAUAUCCAUAGAUGUACUAUAUUAGCCUACAAUGUAUUUCUCUUUGCUUGAAACUAUGAUAUGCCAUAAUGGCAUUGUCAAGUGUGGAAAUCAUGAUGAUAAUUUGAUGUAUUGUGUGUUAGUGUUAAGUCAAAAAAUGAUAUUGUGUUAAGUUAAAAGA